AUGAAUUCGUACUUCGUGAACCCGCUGUACUCCAAGUACAAGGCGGCGGCGGCGGCUGCGGCGGCCGCGGCGGCGGGCGAGGCCAUCAAUCCCACUUACUACGACUGUCACUUCGCGCCCGAGGUCGGCGGCCGCCACGCCGCCGCCGCCCUGCAGCUCUAUGGCAACAGCGCCGUGGGCUUCCCGCACGCGCCCCCGCAGGCGCACCCGCACCCGUCCCCGCCGCGCGCCGGGCCUGCGGGCUGCGGCCCCGGCCACGGCCAGGACUUCUUCCAGCCCGGCGGGGGCAGCCCGGCCGCUGCCUACCAGGCCGCCCCCCCGCAGCCUCCGCCUCCGCCGCCUCCCCCCUGCGGCGGGAUUGCCUGUCACGGGGAGCCCGCGAAGUUUUACGGAUACGAUAACUUACAGAGACAGCCGAUUUUUACGACCCAGCAAGAGGCCGAGCUGGUACAAUAUCCUGACUGUAAAUCGUCCAGUGGUAAUAUUGGCGAGGACCCAGACCACUUAAAUCAGAGCUCGUCUCCUUCUCAAAUGUUUCCCUGGAUGAGACCACAAGCAGCUCCUGGUAGAAGAAGAGGAAGACAAACCUACAGCCGGUUCCAAACCUUGGAGCUGGAGAAGGAAUUCCUUUUUAACCCUUAUCUGACCAGGAAAAGAAGAAUUGAGGUUUCCCACGCCCUGGCCCUCACCGAGAGGCAGGUGAAAAUCUGGUUCCAGAAUCGGAGGAUGAAAUGGAAAAAGGAGAACAACAAGGACAAAUUUCCCAUUUCCCGACAGGAGGCGAAGGAUGGGGAACCUAAAAAGGAAGCUCGGGAGCUGGAGGAAGACAGAGCUGAAGGCCCAACAAAUUAA
This is a messenger RNA of Ochotona curzoniae (black-lipped pika), 852 nucleotides long. It is a transcript of the gene HOXD8, whose product is annotated as homeobox D8. Gene Ontology annotation, molecular function: RNA polymerase II transcription regulatory region sequence-specific DNA binding; DNA-binding transcription factor activity, RNA polymerase II-specific. Gene Ontology annotation, cellular component: nucleus. The transcript has 2 exons. Gene Ontology annotation, biological process: regulation of transcription by RNA polymerase II. The record is from RefSeq and is a predicted model, not a curated record. The coding region runs from base 1 to 852 and encodes 283 amino acids. NCBI's taxonomy places the organism in Eukaryota, Metazoa, Chordata, Mammalia, Lagomorpha, Ochotonidae.